Messenger RNA from Penaeus vannamei (Pacific white shrimp), 405 nucleotides. The record is from RefSeq and is a predicted model, not a curated record. NCBI's taxonomy places the organism in Eukaryota, Metazoa, Arthropoda, Malacostraca, Decapoda, Penaeidae.
AUGUCCUCGUCACAGACCCCUGAACCUGGCUCUCCCAGACUCAUCUACAAACUCAGGUUAUCCUCUCUGCUGGAGGAACUCGACAUUCCGUUCCUGACGGAGAAGCUGAAGGCGUCAGUCUCCACGCCGGGCCUGGGCCUCGAGCCGCCGGCAGCAACGUCAAACCACAACAAGCGGCCCUCGAGUUUCAUGUCGCCAAGGAGACUCCCACCCUUCCUCGGCACAUCUGCUUCAUCGUCGUCGUCCUCCAGCGGGGAGAUCGAGGCCGGGACGCCUUCGCCUGCGGCGGCGUCCUCACCAAAGUCGUCGGCCACAGUGUCAACGACGUGCGUCAUCGUCCACUCGCCUGAGCUGCCGACAGUCCCGUCCCCCGCGACGACGUCCGAAGGCGCUGAGGGGGAGUGA